AUGUCUGCCAGCUUCGAGGAUAUCGCUAAGCAAUUCAUUGAAUUCUACUACCAGCAGUUCGACACGGACCGCAAGAGCCUCUCCUCUCUCUACCGCGAGCAGUCUAUGCUGACUUUCGAGUCCGCCUCCGUUCUCGGUGCCACCGCCAUUGUUGAGAAGCUCACUUCUCUUCCUUUCGAGAAGGUUAAGCACCAGGUCUCUACCCUCGAUGCCCAGCCAAGCAUGGUCGAGGGUGGCGUCGUCAUCCUCGUCACCGGACAGCUUCUUGUCGAUGAGGAGCAGCGCCCCAUGAACUACACUCAGGCUUUCCAGCUUGCCCGUGAUGCCGCCAACGGCCAGUACUUUGUCUUCAACGACGUCUUCAAGCUAGUCUAUGGUUAG
Akanthomyces muscarius is the source of this 381-nucleotide messenger RNA. RefSeq lists its product as uncharacterized. Lineage: Eukaryota; Fungi; Ascomycota; Sordariomycetes; Hypocreales; Cordycipitaceae. Gene Ontology annotation, cellular component: nuclear pore central transport channel. The record is from RefSeq and is a predicted model, not a curated record. Gene Ontology annotation, biological process: protein import into nucleus. The transcript has 6 exons. Bases 1 to 381 code for a protein of 126 amino acids.